This is a messenger RNA of Gigantopelta aegis, 1008 nucleotides long. RefSeq lists its product as uncharacterized. The transcript has 6 exons. NCBI's taxonomy places the organism in Eukaryota, Metazoa, Mollusca, Gastropoda, Neomphalida, Peltospiridae. Bases 84 to 686 code for a protein of 200 amino acids. The record is from RefSeq and is a predicted model, not a curated record.
CCGAGAAUUGUCUAGCGAGGUUCAUUGACAGACGAAGAAAGCUCGCUGUGAACGUUACAUUCGACAUUCGGGAAUCGGGUAAAAUGGUAACUGUUCCUGCACUAUCAUUCCUUGUUGCUGCCAUGGCAAUGGCAGUCAACGCUGGCCCAAUGGACUUUUUCAAGAACUGGCAAAUUGCUUACAAAUGUCCAAGAGAUUUUGUCAAGUCCAAGUUUCACUACUACGCGCCCUACGUGAACCACGUGCAGGUGCUGCUCGACCUUCAGGCCGUCGACAAGGAUAACAACGACGACAUCACCGCAUCAGAACUCGCCGACUUGUCUCCUCUCAACUUCAAUCUGAGAACUGGAGUAUCACGUUGUGAGUACGUCAAAACAUACGGAGAGCGCUACGGACUGAAACCAGUGAUCGCUAGUUUCCUGUUCACGGAUGCCGACGUCAACAAAGAUGGCGUCUUCACCACUGCUGACGUCACAAUGCCAAGAGUAGACAAAAAUGGUGAUGGUAAGAACAGUGUGUGCGAGUUUUAUAACGCAUUCCUGGGUAUUAUCGACCUCGCAGGAAAGGAUGACUACGAUCGUAAGAAGCAGAUUCGUCAGAUCAAAGCUGACACCGACCACUACAACGACAAAAACGCCAAGGACUGGCUCGGCAUGUUCUGGCAUUUCUUCAAGAACUGGAACUAGCCGUGUGUCCAGACAGUCACCAGUAAACAAUGCCACAGCAAAUCAGAGUCAACUGUAAACAAUACAUUAAUCGUCGCGUCUGUCAUUUGUGUAAAUGGAAAGCGGUUUGCAGAGAAUCGGCUGUUUCAAAGUUAAAUAUGUAACUAGAUAUUUUGAUGUUAAUGAAAGCAGAAUUGCUUUGUAUAUGUCUGAAUUAUUUCAAUAUUAAAAUGACUGGCUAUUUCAAUGUUGUGUUUGUUGUUGUUGUUUAUACAGUUUAUUGAACAAUACUAUACACUGACGUGAUAUUUUGAAACCCUUUUGAAGAUAAAUGAGUAGUGUG